Molecule: messenger RNA, 488 nt
Organism: Centruroides sculpturatus (bark scorpion)
Lineage: Eukaryota; Metazoa; Arthropoda; Arachnida; Scorpiones; Buthidae
Exons: 2
Coding region: 73-471 (132 amino acids)
Source: RefSeq, a predicted model, not a curated record
UAAUUGUAUGUUACGAUAUUCUCAAAACUUAUAUUAAAUCGAAAAUAUUUGGCGGGAAAAUUCGGCAUCAAAAUGGCGGCCCUCUUGAAAAUUUGCCAUAAUUGUUUCAGAAUUUCGACAAAUCUUUAUUUUUUAAGAAGGAUAUCAUCUAAAAUUUCAGAUGAUGAUCAACCAAUAAAAUUUUCUUCUAGUAAAGCAGCAAACUGGAAAGCCAAAAAUAGUUUGGAAGGUGUUCAAAGUGAUACACCAAAAAGUCAAGGUUUUGUAAUAGCCAUUUGUUUGUCAACUUUCCUGAUUUAUUUCUGUGUUCUAAGAGAAGAAAAUGAUAUUGAUGAAAUGUUGGGAAGUCAGAGUGCUUGGAAACAAGUUCCAGGUCUAGAAGAAGGACUAAUUAAAGCAGCUAUUCAAGAACACAAGAAAUUAGGUAAAGAUACUUCAGAACUAGAAAAUGCACUUAAACACAAUAAAUAAAACUCAAAUUUCUGGAA